AAAAAGAACUGAAUUAAAUAAAUUAAUAAAUUAAAGAAAAGAGAGAAAAAGAGGGAAAAGGGCAAACCAGAGAGAGAAAGCGUAGGAAAAGUUUCCCUCUUCUUUCUUUCCCCCCCUCUCUUCCCUCUUCUUCUCCUUCUCCAAACUCUUGGAGAUCUUCCUCUUCUGCAUUCUCUUUGUUAUCUCUCUUUCUCUCUGUCUCUGGGAGAGGAAUCAUAAUAACAUAACAAUACUAAUCCCCCCCAUUAAGCAGAGAUCGAGAGAUAAUAACUGCACAGAAAACACCAUUGAUUCAUUCAUAUACUGACAUAUACAUAUCUAUACAAACAGAGAGCGACUCUGUUCUCUCAUUCGCCUGCUUUUAGUUUCUGGGUUUGCUGAAUUCCAUGGAAAAGCUCUGAAAUUUGCUAUUUCUCGUACUGGGUUGGUGUUAAGAAAGCCUUUUGGAGGAAGGAAGAAGAAAUGGCGACGGAGCAAAGCUCUCCGCGUAACUCUCUGGUUUCAGUCGUGGAGGACGUUCUUCAGAAACAUGGAAUUCGAAGGAUUGAUUCGGCAUCGAAAAAAGUCGACGAAACUUCGGCUAGGCGGUACGAAGCGGCAGAAUGGCUAAGAAAGAUGGUGGGAGUCGCUGGGGGAAGCAAAGAUUUGCCGUCGCAGCCAUCGGAGGAGGAAUUCAAGCUUGGAUUGCGAAGUGGGAUCAUCUUGUGCAAUGUGCUUAAUAAGGUUCAACCUGGGAGGAUCGCUAAGGUAGUAGAAGGCCCUGGUGAUUCAUACAAUACGGCUGACGUGGCACCACUAUCAGCAUACCAGUACUUCGAGAACAUGAGGAAUUUCCAUGUAGCUGCUGAGGAAAUGGGGCUUCCAUCCUUUGAAAACUCUGACUUGGAGCAGGGAGGAAAGUCAGCAAGGGUUGUGAACUGUGUUUUGGCACUCAAAUCGUACUACGAAUGGAAGCAAAAUGGAGGAACUGGACCAUGGAAGUAUGGUGGAACCCCUAAACCAGCAGCCUCACCUUUUGGGAAGUUUACAAGGAAGACUACUGAGCCAUUUGGGAAUAGAGGAUCAUCGUCGCCUUCUGGUGGCGAUGGAGAUGCUAAUCGUGAUGAUUCUGAAGCAGCGGGACCUCGUUCGUUGAACAUGCUAGUUCAGGCAGCUCUUUCACAUAGAAACCAGGAAGAAAUCCCCAAUAUUGUGGAAUCUAUGCUGAGUAAAUUGAUGGAGGAGUUUGAGCGUCGGCUGGCAACUCAAAGUGAAGCGAUAAAGGCAGCAGAGAAGGAAGUUGCAGUAUCAACUGCGGAAUAUUCUCCUCCCGAAUCUCCUUCUAGCGAUGCGAAGAUGGAAGAUCAAGCUUCUCCACAGAUGAAUAGGGAGGAUCCUUACCGUGUGGAGUCGGGCAAUUUGCAGUAUUGUACGUAUGAGGAAUUGGAUGAACUGAGCCAUGAAUCUAAGAGAAAGCUUGCGAGACGGAGAAUGUUUGUUGAACAACAACAGAUGUACAUUCAGGAACUGAGACGAAACCUCCAUGCAACGAGAUCAGGAAUGCAGCUUAUGCGGACAAAGUACUUGGAGGAGUUUAACAACCUAGGGAAGCACUUGUAUAGUCUCGCUCAUGCCGCUUCAGGAUACCAAAGAGUCCUUCAAGAGAAUCGCAAGUUAUACAAUCAAGUACAGGACCUGAAAGGAAACAUUAGAGUAUACUGUAGAGUGAGACCAUUUUUGCCAGGGCAAGCUAGUCGAUUCAGUUCUGUGGAUCACAUAGAGGAAGGAAAUAUCUCAAUUAUCACACCUUCAAAGUAUGGGAAAGAAGGGAGGAAGAGUUUCAGCUUCAACAAAGUUUUCGGACCUAUGGCUACUCAAGCUGAAGUGUUUGCAGAUACGGAGCCAUUGAUUCGUUCUGUUCUUGAUGGGUAUAAUGUCUGUAUCUUCGCUUAUGGCCAAACUGGAUCUGGGAAAACUUACACCAUGAGUGGUCCAAACGAGCUUACGGAAGAAAGCCUAGGUGUCAACUACAGGGCAUUAAGUGAUCUUUUCCAGUUAUCAGCUCAACGGAAAGAAGUUAUCAGCUAUGAGAUCUCAUGUCAGAUGCUCGAAAUUUACAAUGAGCAAGUGAGAGAUCUCCUUACAAGUGACGCUCUCAACAAAAGAUAUCCUUUCCCUAUUGUCCUGCAUACAUUAGAAAUACGCAACAGUUCUAGCAAUGGAAUCAAUGUACCUGAGGCUGUCCUAGUACCAGUUUCAUCAACUUCUGAUGUCAUAAACUUGAUGAACACCGGGCAUAAGAAUCGUGCAGUGAGUGCUACAGCUAUGAAUGAUCGGAGUAGUCGAUCCCAUAGCUGCCUGACUGUUCAUGUUCAAGGAAGGGAUCUGACAUCCGGAAAUGUAAUUCGUGGCUCCAUGCAUUUAGUUGAUCUUGCCGGCAGUGAAAGAGUAGACAAGUCUGAGGUGACGGGAGACCGAUUGAAGGAGGCUCAGCAUAUCAACAAGUCCCUUUCUGCAUUAGGAGAUGUGAUUGCUUCUCUUGCAGUUAAAAGCAAUCAUGUUCCUUACAGGAACAGUAAACUCACACAGUUACUCCAAGACUCACUCGGCGGGCAAGCCAAGACACUAAUGUUUGUCCACAUAAGUCCUGAGCCUGACGCUCUUGGAGAAACACUCAGUACAUUGAAAUUCGCUGAACGGGUUGCUACUGUUGAGCUUGGUGCAGCUAAGGUUAACAAGGAAAGCACAGAGGUUAAAGAUCUCAAAGAUCAGAUUGCUAGCCUCAAGGCAGCUCUGGCAAGGAAAGAAGGAGGGGAAAUGGACCAAUCCCAACAUUCUGGAUCAAGUACUCCAGAAAGAUUCGGAUCAAAGACUGGUGGAGCUUCUCCUACCCAGCACAGUUGGCAUGGUGGAAGUAGCAGCAUGUCAAAUGGUCAUGGGCAAGCAACGGAAGAAGCCAGCAGCAACCAGGGUAUGAAAAACUUAACAUCAUCACUGUCCAUGGGACGAAGGAGAAGCUUGGACCCUUAUGAUUUACGAGUAAACCCACCGCCAACAUGGCCAGCCAUUGAAAGGGCAGCAUCAGAGAAUGGGAAGGAAGAUGACAAGGAGUCAUGUUCAGGUGAGUGGGUUGAUAAGGCAGUGGUGAACAAGAAUUAUGAGCAGUGGGAGGCGGAGAACAUCAGACAAUUGCCAGAUCCAUUUCAUCAGGGUUUUGCCAGGAUCCAUCCUGAAGUGUCAUCAUUUAAUUAUAAACCUGCAGCAAACAACAACAGAAAGGACAGCUACCAGCAGCACCACCAAGAUUUCGAUGCGAGGAGCAGCAGGUGUGAAGUAAUGUCCACUGAUGGUUCGGAUGAUCUAGACGCCGGCACCAGUGAUUCAUCUGAGCCAGACUUGAUGUGGCAGUCUUCUUCUGCUGCUGCUUCAAAUGUUGCUAGAAUGUCCAACCCCAGCAGCCUUCCCACCUUAGCAGGAGGCGGUGGUACUAAAGUAAAGAAGCUGAAUACUAAGUCAUUGAAGACCACAGAGAUCAGGAGUAUGAUCCCAUCGUUGAUUCCUUCUCCUUCAUCAACUGCAAAGAAAAUACCUAAUGGGGUUAGUUUGGGGCUAAAGAAGCCACAAAAGCAACAAAUCCUGAUGGAUGGGAAGAGGAAAAGUGGGUUUGCAAAGUGAUCCAUCAUGAUGAGGAGAGAACGAUAUUUUGUGUAUAAAGAUUGUGGAUUUGAGGAACUAUCAAACAUGGGAAACUCUUAUGAUGAUGUUUCACUUUGAGGUUUUUUCUUUUGGUUUAGUAUAUAGAGAAAAAAAGAAAGCACAGACAGAGAGGAGUGGGGGAAUUGAGAGAGAUGAGGAUAUGUUUUUUUUUCCUUUCUAUUUUUUGAUUUGUGGGUUGGUUUGAGAGAAUUUAUUGAAGAAAGGCAAUCUUUUUUGCUUGUGUUGCCCUUUCCUGUUUGUUGGGUGGUUGAUUUUAUUGAAGUGACCAAAAGAAAGAAAUGAGAAUUGUAGAGUGUCUUUCUCUUCCAACUUUACCACUCUUUGUGAACUCCUCAACUUUGGUUUUGGUUUGGUGUUCUUUAACUUUUUGGUAGAGUGGUUUGAGAAUUAGUUUUGCAUUUGAUCAUUUGAAAGUGAACGAGUUGAAAUUAAAUACGGAAGUUGAAUUGAG
Molecule: messenger RNA, 4147 nt
Organism: Linum tenue
Lineage: Eukaryota; Viridiplantae; Streptophyta; Magnoliopsida; Malpighiales; Linaceae
Source: the annotation of a GenBank genome assembly